Messenger RNA from Eurytemora carolleeae, 1809 nucleotides. RefSeq lists its product as uncharacterized. The record is from RefSeq and is a predicted model, not a curated record. Lineage: Eukaryota; Metazoa; Arthropoda; Copepoda; Calanoida; Temoridae. The transcript is spliced from 10 exons. The coding region runs from base 13 to 1809 and encodes 598 amino acids.
AGUAGAAUCAACAUGUCAAUCGACGAGGAAGAAAAAUACGAAUCAAAUGAAGAUCUGUACACGGCUCUGAUGUUUGGAUUAAUCGUCUUCAUCUGCUUAAUCACAGUGGACGACCUAGAUGCCAGGAUUUUAGAGCACAUUGAAAUUCAGAAAAAGAAGAAACUUCUCGGGGAAAAAAUGGACAAUGAGAAGAACGGUGUUCAACCUAUCUACGUGUUGAUGAUGCCAAACGAGAAAGCUGACCCUGAAGCUGGUCAGCUGGUCCAACAGAUACCGAAACAUCAAGAAGCAGAAUACGCCAAAAAAAAAGAAGAGGCAGAAGCAUUGAAAGAAAAAGAAGCUGAAGCAACCAAAGAGAAAAUGGUCAAAACAUGGAAAGAGAAAGAAAUUGGAAUCUGGAAGGAGAAAGAAACAGAGGCAACAAACGAAAAAGAAGCUGAAACCAAAACAGGGAAGGAAAAAGAAAUGGAAGCUGGGAAGGAAAAAGAAAUGGAAGCUGGGAAGGAAAAAGAAAUGGAAGCUGGGGAGGAAAAAGAAACUGAAGCUUGGAAGGAAAAAGAAAUGGAAGCUGGGAAGGAAAAAGAAAUGGAAGCUGGGGAGGAAAAAGAAACUGAAGCUUGGAAGGCAAAAGAAAUUGAAGCUUGGAAUGAGAAAGAAAUUGAAGCUUGGAAGGAGAAAGAAAUCAAAGCAUUGAAGCAACGAGAGAUCGAGUCCUUUACAAGAAAGGAGGCUGAAGCAUUUGGUAUACGCGAGUAUAUCGAUACUAAUACUACAGGUAUACGCGAGUAUAUCGAUACUAAUACUACAGGUAUACGCGAGUAUAUCGAUACUAAUACUACAGGUAUACGCGAGUAUAUCGAUACUAAUACUACAGGUAUACGCGAGUAUAUCGAUACUAAUACUACAGGUAUACGCGAGUAUAUCGAUACUAAUACUACAGGUAUACGCGAGUAUAUCGAUACUAAUACUACAGGUAUACGCGAGUAUAUCGAUACUAAUACUACAGGUAUACGCGAGUAUAUCGAUACUAAUACUACAGGUAUACGCGAGUAUAUCGAUACUAAUACUACAGGUAUACGCGAGUAUAUCGAUACUAAUACUACAGGUAUACGCGAGUAUAUCGAUACUAAUACUACAGGUAUACGCGAGUAUAUCGAUACUAAUACUACAGGUAUACGCGAGUAUAUCGAUACUAAUACUACAGGUAUACGCGAGUAUAUCGAUACUAAUGCUACAGAUAAGUCACCCUUUGGAUUUGGUAGAUUACAGCAUACAUUCUCGGAGGAUCAGGAUAUGACAGUUGAGAGUGAUAAGUUUGAAAGGCUGGAGCAUGAAUUUAUCCUUGAUGAUGAUGGAGGUCUGGUUGAAGAUGAAGGUCCGGAUGAUGACGAGGGUCUAGAGGAUGAAGAAGAAGUUGAUCAAGGACUCGGUGAAGCUUAUGAUUAUCCUGGAUACACAAACAUCUCGGCCAGGAUUACAUGGACAAACAAUCUUUCCAAAAAUAAAUCAGAUGAGAGAUGGAAAUGGGGCGGUAAGAACACCUCCAAUUCUCCCUGGGAACUGCCAAAGCCUUACGAUACGCCCUGGAAAAGUUCGACAGCAUCUAAAGAAGCAUGGACUCCCAUAUCUAUAGAAGCAUGGACUCCUGCAUCCAUAGAAGCAUGGACUCCUGCAUCUAUAGAAGCAUGGAUUCCUGAAACUAACUCUGAAGUUGCUAAAACAUCCUCUGCAGACAUGAACUCAACUACCUCCUUAUUCCCUAAGAUUCUGCCCUACACAUUUAUUCCAGGAACUAGACUUAAUUAUUAG